UUCGCACCUCCGACCCCUCAUUCUCCUCUUUCCUAUCAUAAUCUUCAUAAUCUCCAUAAUCUCCUAGCUCCUUGAGAUUCAUAACUACCCCUACGAUCAUCGUUAUUCUUCCCCCGUCACGAUGCCAAGCAAGGGAGUUCAGUGCUACUCGUACAUCGCCGUCCCAGGCUGCGAGAUCGUGUUCUCUGUCCCAGGGACCAACCUCCCCAAGGCUCAGCUCAGAGUUUUCUCCAGCGACCACUUGGAAGUCGACAAGAAGAAUAUCAAAGGGCCUUUCAACUUCUCCGGCAUCUUUUCGUUCAGAGUCACUCAGAAUGGAAACCAAAUCACCUUCCAAGAUGUCGGGAUCAACGUUCUCACCGGCGAUAAUGAAUCUGGGUCAAUGAAGACCAUGGGAAACCAGACCUCGGUCGUCACGAACGAUGUGGUCGUCACCUACGGCUUCUACGAUGCUGGACCAGGCACAGCAGGUCUUCCAAGCAGCGAUCAAUGUUGGGUCACUGUGACCCCAAAUUACUCCAACUGGCAAAGUCAAGUAGCACCACUGGGUUCCCGACAAGGCGCCAAACCCUUCUCCAAGUUCUUCCUCCCAGCAGUCCACGACGUGGGAAUGAACAGCAUGCAAAACUCGAAUGCAGUUAUCAACAGCAGCGCACUCGUCGAUGUGUUGGUACAAUUGAGCCCCGUCUUCGGCAAGAUCGCCGGGAUGAUGAGCCACGAUGCAGUGAUGGCCAUCGCCCCGAACAUCGUCCAAGGACUCGCCAUCACCCAAAAGGACACCCUACCAACAAUGCUCAGCAUUGGAGCACGCUACUUCGAGUUCCGUCCAGCUUUCUUGCACAAGGUCAUCCGCCCAAACCAUCCAAUCCCAGAUGAACUAUAUUUCUCCCACUCAGCAAUUCCUGGCAUGGCAUAUGCUCAGUUCUUGCACGACGUGGUUAAUUUUCUUGUCGCCCACCCUGCAGAAAUCGUCGUCACUCAACUCCGCUGGGAUGGUGUACCGGCAGACUGCGCUCGCCCAAGCGAUGUAGACCUCACCAACUAUCUGAACAGCGCCCUUGCAGAUUCGCAUGGCUCUGUUGUAGCUGGUAAUGAAGACGAUAUGAGAAAUCUCACUAUCGAUCAACUCCGGGAGCAACGUAAAAGACUCAUACUCUUCGCUAACUCGGAUUCUUUCAGCACUUAUACUGACCCUGGAAACGCCACGCUGAACGGCGACAGCAUCGUUGCUGAAUUUGAGCAAAUAUCCCCUCAAUCCCAAGCUGGGAAGCCAUUUACCAAUCUCCAAUGCCAGGCUACAGCAACGAAUAUUCGAGAUGCGGUUGUGUACAGUGUUCUCGCUGCAGGCGCAGACAGCAGCUGCUUGAUGGCCACGAAGCCGAUCUGUGAUUCGAAAACUUUGCCCUGGAUUACGGCAAAUGCUGGGAGGUUGGUUGAUGGGGAGUUGGUCGUGGCUAUGAAUGAUUUCUUUGAUGGAGCAACGGCGGAUGUUGCAAUCGAGUGGAGUCGACGGAGAUUGGCCUGAAGAUGUACUUGGGGAACGGAGCCAUAUUGAGGAUUUAGAGGCUUUGAUAUGUGGAUUAAAAUGAAAAGUUUGCAGAAACGGGUAGCAUAAUUUCAAUAACACAAGUUCUGCUUUAUGACAGGA
This is a messenger RNA of Hyaloscypha bicolor E, 1648 nucleotides long. Its product is annotated as PLC-like phosphodiesterase. Gene Ontology annotation, molecular function: phosphoric diester hydrolase activity. Bases 122 to 1525 code for a protein of 467 amino acids. The record is from RefSeq and is a predicted model, not a curated record. NCBI's taxonomy places the organism in Eukaryota, Fungi, Ascomycota, Leotiomycetes, Helotiales, Hyaloscyphaceae. Gene Ontology annotation, biological process: lipid metabolic process. The transcript has a single exon.